Messenger RNA from Ceratina calcarata, 3246 nucleotides. RefSeq lists its product as uncharacterized. The transcript has 2 exons. NCBI's taxonomy places the organism in Eukaryota, Metazoa, Arthropoda, Insecta, Hymenoptera, Apidae. Bases 519 to 3152 code for a protein of 877 amino acids. The record is from RefSeq and is a predicted model, not a curated record.
ACAUAAAGAAUGCAUAAAAUAAGCAUUAUUAAUAUAUAACACAAUUUUCGAUAGUUCAGGUGGCUCAGGCAAUGUGCAAACUAUACAAUUCCUAGUUAUUCUUCUGUGUGUUUUCAUAAUGGAGCUAUGCACGAACGAUUUACGAGCUACUUAACGCAUAGAUGCAAUAAGGAUAAUAUAGAGAUUAACAGUAGUGAUAAGAAAAUGAAUGAAACAACGAGAAGUAACAAAUAACAUAUGUUCAUUGCACGAUCUUCGAGGUAGCCAUAUUGCAUAGGAACCUUGAAAUCGUUGAAAUUUGUCGGGAAACAUAUCAUCUGUGACGAUAUGACGAGAUCACGCGAUUCCUUUUCGUUCUUCCCUGUUUACUACGCGAGAUCUAUGAAUUUGUAAUAUUAAUCGUACACGGCUGAUAAAUCUAUACGCGUAUCUAAAAUCAUGUGUCUUGUGAUAUGGCCUCCGGAUCUGAAUAGAGAAUUAGUAAAUGAGGAUCCCCAAUUUUUUCUGGAUGUCUAAAUAUGCCAGGCUGUUCAGCAGUUGGCUGCAUCAAUCGUAGUGAGAAGGGAUAUAUUAUGAAAUGUUUUCCACGUAAUCCGAGGUUGAGAAAAAUUUGGCAAGAACGCGUUGCUAGAGCUGACUGGGAACCAUCUAACAAUUCAUUUCUCUGUCAUGUCCACUUUGAACCACAAGAAUGGUCCAUAACGUCGAACGGGAAAAUUAGAUUGAAAAAGAAUGCAGUUCCCUCCAUAUUCACUAUAACGUCGACUAGGAGAUCGGCUAAAAAGAAGAUUAAAUUGUUUGAUAAUAAAAGCCAGAGAGUGUUCCAAGGUGAAUGCGACGCAGGGUGUAUGAUUGAUGGUAGUGUGCAUUCGUGCGUGGAAGAUUUAGAAGAGAAAAACUUGGAUUUUCAGGGAACUGUGGAACCGCUUGUGGAAACAGAAAUGGAAGGGAGCACUCAUUGCAAACCGAAUAGCGGGAUGGCUACUGAAGAUAUGAAAAUUAGUAACUUAGUGAAAGAAUGUAAUCUUGAAGUUCCGCCAAUGGAUGAUAAAAAGGAGGUGGAUUUAACUCAAGAGGUCAAGGAUACAGAAGCUCCUAAAGCAGCAGGAUCAGUUGUGAAGGAUGAAAUCAAGUUAGAAGUGAUGGAUCACAAUGCGUUUGAAGAUAGUUACGAUGAGAUUGAACAGAAGUUGAAGCAAAUCUGCGAUGGUGGAUCUACCGAAGACGAGACUUACAAGAACAAGGUCAAGAUGAAAGUAGAUACUAAAGACCAAAAGAAGGAUGAAGUGGAAGAAAAAAUGGAUAUAAGUUCCGAGUCCGUGAAGAACGAUCUUGAAACCGCUGUGUCUGUCGAUGCAAGUCAUGAUUUAUCUAUAGUAGGUGGAGUUGUAGAUACGAUUAAGGUAAAAGAAGAAAAUGUUGAGACGAUUUUUGGCAUUGAAAGCGACGAGAAAACAUCUGUGCCCUCAAAAGCAUUGAAAACAAAUGAGAAUGACGAAGAACGUGAGAAGGAUAAGAAAAAAGUUUUUAACGAUGACAUAGAAGAAAAUUUUACAAAAGAUGAAGUGCACGUUAUACCAAAUAUAAGAGCAGCUAUGAAACGGAAAAGGAGAACCCGGGAGGAGAUAAUGAAAUCAAUAAAGAAAUCCAUUAAAAGCGUUGCUGAUGAAGAUAUUAAUUCUCUUAGCGACAACGAUUCAUCCGAGCAAGACAUAGAAAUUGGAAAUGGAUUAUUUUUAAUUAACGAAAAAACAGACGAUACUAGUAAAAAUGAUGCAGAAACCGAGACUGCUAAAUUCGUUAUCAAGGUAACCGGGGAUCCCGAUGAUGUAACCGAAAUUAUCGAAGAAUUAUCGUCUUGUAAUACAGUGAGAACAGAAGCGGGUAAAAAGUUCAAUACCGUUUCUAUGUACAAAGAAAAUGAUUCAUUCAUUACAUCUGUAAUAACGAUACAAUCACCUAAAAGUGCUAAUGAUAUUAGCUUCGUAGAGAUCGAUAGUCCCAUAAAAAAAGAUGAUUACCUAAUAUCAAGGAAAAGUACAUCGCCAAUGGAUCAUUCUCCUUGUGAGAAAAAUGACGUUACAAGUCCAAAUGCAGUCAACAUUUCUCGAACUCGUGAUUCUCUAGAUUCGAAACAUAUUGGAUCCGAUGAGGACGAGAAACAUAGGAUGAGAAUUGAUUCUCCGUUCCAAAGUUGUACGCAUGGUCAAAUUUCCGUUGAAAAUAACAGUGUGAAUGUUCCUUCUGAUUACGAAGAUCUGUUAGAAAGGAUACAAAUUCAAGAGAGUGUAAUUGAAAAAUUAACAGAUCAAUUGAUCAUUCACAAAGAGAUGGAGAUGAGAAAUAAACUUAGCGAACGUGAAAUGGAAGCCUCAAAGGUGAACACAAAAUUGAGUAACGUGCAAACUACUAGUCUUCUCGGUAGAAGAAACUUAGAGAGCAAACAAAGAUUGAUAGAUGAUUUAUCGAACAGAGUGAGUUAUCUUGAAGAAGUGAAUAAGAAAUUAAUGAAGACUGUCACACUUGAAUCUCAGCAAAAGAGGAAGCUAGAAGGAGAAAUAAAACAAAAAGAGAAUUGCAUAAAAGAGCUCAAUUGGAAAUUAGAGAAAGCUUCUAAAUAUCUCGAGAGGGCAGAGAAGAAUACGAAUACGUAUAGAAGGAAAAUGCUGAACAUGCAAACUACUUUGAGAAGGAGAAAGCUUUUGGACGAGAAGAUGAGUAGAUUCAAUGAGAUGUUAAUAGAUAAUUCUAAACAAGAGUUUUCAGAAAAGGUUUUAGUUACAGCAGCAGAUAUUAGAAAAGUUUGUGGAAAAGAUGGCUAUGAAAAAUUACUUUCUUACGGGUUUCCGUUGCCACCGUUAACAGCUCUAAAGGGAGAAACUCUCAAUGAAGAUUUUACCGAUCUUAACAACAGUGAUGUAGACGAGGUACAAAAUUCUACAAAGUUAACUGUUAAGACAGACAAAGCGUAUGAUGCGACUAAUGAACAUGAAAUAGAUGAAAAGAACAGAGAAAAAGGGACAGAAUACGAAGGUGCAGAAACUGUGACAGGUACUGUCCAAGACAUUUUUGAUGAGAAUAAUGAAGGCGAUGAUUUCGGUACAAACGAGCUCAGAGAACAUUUUAUUCUGCAAUUAAAUGCAGUUAUGUAGCCAUAAUUUUGUACUUCAAGCGGCUAUUCAUUUUUUUUAUAACUUAAAAAUUAUAAUAUCGAAAUAAUAAAUACUUAGAUAAGACUUCUACCUA